AUGCAGUGCUGCUGUGGAAAAAUGCAGCUUCAGGAGAGGAUCGAGGUUUGUCGCAUUCUUGCUAAUAACAAUGUAUCCUUGCUGUUCACCCGUUUCUCCCUCUUUCCUGUCGCUUCUCUUUUCUUCUUGUUCAUCGCGGCAUCAUCGAAAGGGCACAUCAUCAGCACAGUACGUAUGGAAACCCCAGUCGGACCAUCACAGAAGACAAGAGAUCGUCAACGGUUCGCGGAAUGGAACACGCGCAUGGGACCCCACGUAAUUGUGGAAACACGCCGGACUGGACCCUGCAUCCACCUGAUGUCUGAUUGCUUUGAUGGACCUGGGGACACGCAAUAG
Molecule: messenger RNA, 336 nt
Organism: Plenodomus lingam JN3
Lineage: Eukaryota; Fungi; Ascomycota; Dothideomycetes; Pleosporales; Leptosphaeriaceae
Source: RefSeq, a predicted model, not a curated record